Messenger RNA from Wasmannia auropunctata (little fire ant), 3725 nucleotides. RefSeq lists its product as uncharacterized. The transcript has 6 exons. Lineage: Eukaryota; Metazoa; Arthropoda; Insecta; Hymenoptera; Formicidae. The record is from RefSeq and is a predicted model, not a curated record. The coding region runs from base 894 to 3089 and encodes 731 amino acids.
AGGGAUAGAGGGGGAGGAGAGGGAAGAAAAAAGGAGUCAUCGUAGUAACACACCGGCGCGUCUCCUCUCGCGGCUUCGUGGUUGUCUCGGAAUUAGUGAGUAGACAGAAUUAUGUCUGUGAGCUGGCCAGCACGGCUCAGUUGAGACUUACUGCUCAGAGCGUGCACACGCAUACUACGGAAUCCUUCCUACUUACGCACCUCGCGCCUUCCUCGUGCGAUUAGAACUUAGUCCGCGGCCGACCGGCAGACCAAUCACGGUCCAUUUUGCUAACGCGCCUCCGUACGAAACGGUGUCUUCUUCUUCAUAUGUGUUUGGACGUGCUGCGGAGUUACCUCGUUUGAAGAAGUAGCUAAGGUGACGGUAUAGCACGGAGCCACCCGCUACAACGAUGACGUCUUGAAGCCCCGAAGAAAUUUCGGAGAACCCGGAGACAUGUGAUUAAGACAUUUUUGUAAUCACGCUUCUUGUUGUCGUCUUCCUCCGUGAUUCUUCGAGGUGAGCGAAACACGAAAUCGGAGAUAGAGACUAAUAUAACGCGAACAAUUAAUUCAAAUUGUUGAAAGUCAGUGGACUUUGAGGAUUUAAUAGCGAGAAAAUCGACGAAAAAUUUUCUCAGAAGCAAAAGCUAUCGGUUAUUUUCCUCCGAAAAUUUGAAGAUUAUUUGCAGGCUGCAGUCGUCAAGCACGAUUAACAAAAUUUUCGGGGCAUUUUUUUUCAGUGAGCCAUUCACUCAGAUUUAAAAUUCCUGUGGACAGAUAGCAUUUCAAACUAUUUAAUCUCGCAUACAAGACUAUCUAAUUUUUGGAAUACGAGUGCUUCGAUCGUAAUUGCAGUCGAACAUCAUUCGAGUUCAUUAAACUUUUUAGUGAAUUUUUGUAUUAUUAGCAACAAUGGGCAUCAAAUUCUUCGUACUUUUUUUAUUGAUAUCCAUCACAAGUAAUGCGUGGUCUCGUCAUCAUCAUGCUCACCGUCAUCAUUAUCCAGAACACAGAAAAGAAAACAGUCACAUAAAUUUCGUCGAGCAAGAAUCCAACUCUGGAAAUAAAGAAACCACGGAUACCGUGCAAUUAGAACCGUUGAAGAAGAAUGAAGAAUACUCAGAGGUCUUAGAUAGCAAAGGAUCAAUUCCCUUCAGUGCGCGGAGACUAGAGAAAAUGUUGGAGAAGGCACUCCUGAAGAUAAUCACAGGUGAUCUCGGCACGGCGGAGAUGCUGCUGCUGAAGAGCUUGAAUUACACGCCGGAAGAAGUACUGGCGAUUCGCGAGCGGGAGCUCGGUAAGCGAAGGGAUGAAGAAUCGAGAAAAGCGGAGGAAUCUAAUGGGAAAAAAUAUUACGAUGAGAAUUUGUAUAGAGAUAAGGUGAAGCAUUGGAAUUAUAACUCUAUGGAAUUCGAGUCGUCUCUCCGUAAUGACCCCGACGUGGACGUGUCGAGAAACGAGAGGAGGAAGAACCGAUACAAGGGCUUCGACUUUGACGCUUACAAUCGCCAGGCGGUGCUCGAUUACGAGAACCUGGCGUCCAAACUCGAGCUGCAGCAAUCAUCGUCCGAGCCUACAAUGAAUUUCGAUUACGAGAACGAGUCGAGGAACACCGAGGAGCAAAACCCGUCGCAGAGCAUUCAUCAGAGCUUCGACCGUGCCAUGGAGCCCCACGUGAUCUUCAAGAUCCCCUACGACGACUCCGAGUUCGAUUCCAACUCCGAAUCCGACGAAAAGUCAAAAUUCGCGGACAGAGAAGCCGCCGUUUUGUCGAAGGGCCUGAAACAUCGCAUUCCUUCGUCCUUGAGACACACGACUGCAAGGAAUGUUGCAAACUCCUUUCACGCUUCGUCAUUGUCUACUUCUUCUUCUUCUUCGUCUGCCUCUUCUGCGGCUACCGGGCACACUCCACUUCCCAUAGUAGACCAGCUAAGGAAUUCUAAAGGCGUCGGGCCGGAUUACCCGAAGAAUCAGCCUACCUUCAGCACGACGGAGCUUCCGGAGCCUAUUAUCACGAGCACCGCUAUUACGAAUGCUACGUCUAACGCGACUUUCAGCGUGACAGAUUUCGCCGAUUCAGCGAACGACAGUAAAUUGUCCGUCAAAGACGCGGACAGUACUGCGGCCGGCAGAAAAGUCAGCGAGUACGAGGGCCUGGAAUGGGUUGAGGACGACGUUUAUAGGGUGAUACCGGCUUAUGCGGAUUCGUUGGGUUACGACAACCCCGACGAGAGCGAGACGUCGGAGUACGAGGAGAAUCUAGGUUCCUCGCCGCAGGGAAACGAAAACGACACACUGGAGUAUCAGAACGAUUCUUCGGAUCCGGCGAAGUUCUUCAUAGCGAACGCCAAUAUCUCCGCCGAAAACGCAUCAUGGAGCAAUCUGACUCCCUAUCAACAACUAACGCGCAAUCAUCGUCGAAAAGAAAACGUAACUUCAAACUUCGACAGUCAAGGCCAGAGGGCAAUCGAAGAUAUUAAGCUGAAGAUUCUCGCGUUAACUGGGAGAUUCAACCUUAGCACCAACACCAAUCAGGUCCAACGCGAGAAACUUGACAUGAUUUCGCCCGUUUGUCAGAUACCUCGAAAUACGGAUUCUGAGGCAUGGUUGGAUCCGUUUUCGAUGAACAUGCACUUUCAAUUGAAUCUUACCUCCGGUGAUUACAUCGUCGCCGCGAGAUUGCGAAUUUACAAGUUACCGCAAGAAAAUGUCACGACUUCCGACUCCCGACUUUCGAGUCCUUUAUACUCCGAGGAGGAAGAUGACGAGAAGAAGAUCAGGAUAUCCGUUUAUUACUACACGAAGUCGCUGAAGAAGCAUCGAUCAAAGAAACGACUGAUGGACUCCAUCGUGACGCCUCUGACGGCCGAAGGGAGUCAUCUGGUGCUGGAUGUCAAGCAGAGCCUGAGAUUCUGGCGACCGACACAGCGAAAUCCACAUGGUAACAAUCACGGUUUGGUGAUUCAGAUAGAGGACCAGGACGGCCGGCCGCUAAAACCGGCUUUGUACAUCAAGCAAUCGUCUUGCGUGGAGAACGAUUCCGAUGAGAAGACCAGCGCGUACCUGCACUUUUCGUCCGAGCCUGUCCUCAUUACGUUCGCAUCGUAAAUGACAAACAAGUCACAUAUGUCACGAUGCGAAAUUGUAGGCAUUGAUGGCAAAAUGCACUUGACCAGGAAGCAAAAGAAUUUAUUUCGAAAUAAAAAGAAUCGACUUAAACAAUAUUGUUAUCAUCAUUAUCUAGAAAUACUUGCUAUUAACACGUAAAAAAACGUGCACUUUUAUUGUAUAAACUCACAGUUGUAUUGAGAAAUAUCUAUCCGGAUUGUUAAAAAUAGCACCCCAGAAAUAUCUACUCCGAGAAUAGCAACUCAAAGAAAAAUAUCUACUCAGAAAUAUUAUAUAAGAAUGAAAUUUACCAAGUACUGGAUUUUAAAUUAAAAAAUUCCACAUCAAACAUGAAGAAAUUUAAUACUCGAAUAAUAGACUAGCAAGCAUAUGAACGCAGAGACCGAACUAUCAAAUAGAAUGUCCGUCGUUUUGAGCAUUACUUUUACAAGAAAUGCAAUUUUUUACUAAUUGCUUUUUUCACUGUUUAUUUGAAAUUUAUUUAAAAAAAAAUGCAGUUUCGGCUUUAAAUAAAUAAUAAUAGUUUAAUUGUAAAAAAAUGUAGUUUUGUAAGAAUUCUUUAUAUAGACUGUUUACUAUUAACUUAAAGAAGAAUUAUUUAAAUAUAAUAAGAUA